Temnothorax curvispinosus is the source of this 1377-nucleotide messenger RNA. RefSeq lists its product as uncharacterized. The annotation marks the transcript as partial. The record is from RefSeq and is a predicted model, not a curated record. The transcript has 3 exons. NCBI's taxonomy places the organism in Eukaryota, Metazoa, Arthropoda, Insecta, Hymenoptera, Formicidae.
AUGACGAAAGAAUCACAUAAGGAAAUGGAAAUGCUUUAUACUAAUCUCACUCAGAUAUAUCGCACUCUGGAAACUUUACAACGCCCUGUAGAAACUUGGGAUGAUGUAUUUGUUUUCACUGCCGUUCAACGUCUGGAUUCGGAAUCUGUAAAGGCUUGGGAGAAUCAUUUAGGAUCGAAUAAACAGCCCCCUACUUGGGAGCAAUUCAAGGACUUCUUGUUUAAUCGUUUGCAUUCUUUACAAGCAUUUGAAAAAUGCACACUGGGAAAAUCAGUUCCAUCUGCCAAAUCACAUUUUUCGGGGAAACCAAAGGACGAUAAAGCGGGUAAGAAGAAUUCGUGCGUGAUUUGUUCGGCGAAACACUACGUAGCCCACUGCCCUCAGUACACCGCUAAAACUAUUGAACAACGUCUAGCAAUUAUCGCGAAGCAUAAGUUAUGUUUCAAUUGCCUCGGUUUACACAGAGCAUCGGCAUGUCGCGUAACCACGCGAUGUUUGAAGUGUGGAAGCAAACACCACACCACCAUUCACAAAUUCAAAGGGAAACAGAAUUCGGAUCAAGCUACGGCCAAGGCCGAACCACAGGCGGAUUCAUCUUCUACUUCUACAAAGGAACAGGCGUCACAGUCUACUUCUACCAAUACGAAUGCAAAGGCUGUGAAUUCCACUUCGGUCUCACAAUUAACAUCUGUAUUACUAGCCACGGCGCAGAUCAUAAUCGAGGGCCCCAACGGGGAAUUUACUAAGGCUCACCCUAAAUUUACAGUUCCAGGUUCUAUAGACGUAAUUCUGGGAGCAGACAUUUAUAGUAAUCUCAUUGAAGAAGGAAUUGUUAAGGGAGCUGUGGAUACUCCACUCGCACAAUGCACAAAAUUAGGAUGGAUUAUUUCUGGUCCUGCAGGAAAUGCUCCUACCUCUUCCUUUACUCAAAGUCUCCACGUCUCCAUUAAUCGGGAGCUACAUGAUUUAAUUCAACGAUUUUGGGAGAUGGAAACGGUCCCUUCCUACAAUGAUUCGUCAUUAACUGCUGAGGAUCAGCAAUGCGAAUUGCACUUUCAAUCUACGCAUACUAGAGAUGCCAGUGGACGGUAUGCGGAAGCUUAUCAGGGGUUUAUGGACGAAUUCGAAAGGUUGCAACACAUGACGCUAGUUCCAGAAUCCGAUCCUGAACCUCAAUUAGUAUACUAUUUACCACAUCACGGAGUCUUACGGGACAACGAUCUUAAUAGAAUCAGAGUAGUUUUUAAUGGCUCAAGCCCUACUACCACGGGAUGUUCUCUGAAUGAUCUGCUACAUACAGGAGCUAAACUUCAAAUUAAUGUAUUCGAUGUUCUGGUUUGGUGGCGACGAUUUCCUUAUGUCUUUUCGUUCGAUAUG